AUGUCUUUCUCUCCACCUCGUUCCGAGGACCACGUCAACCAGCAGGCCCAUCAGUACGUCCGGACCGCGACCAAAUCUCUCGUUAUCCCGCCUGCAGACAUCUUCACUUUUGCUUUCGCCAAUCUUGGUCAAUAUGACAAGAACAAGCCGAUCUUCGUCCACCCGAGGAACGAUGAGUCGGAAUCGAUCUCGGCUUCUCAAGCUUACCUUGUCGUGUGUCAACUUAUCGAAGGUCUCAAGGAACUCGGAGUCAAGGAGGGGGACUGUGUGAUCCUACACUCCUACAAUAACAUCUGGUAUCCCCUGGUUUACCUAGCCAUAGUCGGUUCCGGAGCCUGCGUUUCGGGCGUCAAUCCUGCAUACACCUCUUCCGAGCUCGAGAGACAUUUCAAACUCACAAAACCCAAGUUGAUCUUCACUCAGACGCGCUGCAUCAAGCCAGUCCUUGAAGCAGCCUCGAUCUGUGACAUCUCCAAAUCAGAUGUCUUCUUGAUCGGUGGUGAGGGAGAUGCGCCCAUCGAAGGGUGCCGUAAUUGGCGAAGUCUUUUGGUUGACUCGGUGGAACAUCCAUUCAACCACCAUCCACAGAGCGGGGGAAGUCUGGCGGCGUAUGCAACCACCAGUGGGACCACAGGUCUUCCAAAGGUGGCCAUGAUUCCACAUCGCUACAUCGUCGCACAGGCAGCAAUUCUGGAGGACCAGUACAAUGCGAGACCUUACCAGCCUUCACAGCUCAUCUGUCUACCUGUCUUUCACGCCUUUGCAUCACCACUGGCUCUUGUCCUUCCUCUCCGCCUCGGUAUCCCCACUUACUUCUUGCCGAAAUUCCACCUUCCGGAUUUCCUUCACGCUGUCAACAAGUUCGGCAUUACUGACGCACCAAUCGUGCCUCCGAUCGCUGGUAUACUGGCACAAUUGGGAGGUUUGGACGCCCACUCGAUUCGGUUCUUGCGAUACGUCAUAUGCGCCGGAGCAGUACUGAACCCGGUUGUCCAGGCCACGUUGAUCAAGCGCUUGAGGCCAGGUGCUGUGGUCGCUCAAUGUUGGGGAACCACCGAGGCGGGCUGGCACACUCUUCAUGGUUGGUCUGAGAAGAAUGACACCGGAACCGUUGGACGACUGCUACCCAACAUGGAGAUGAAGCUGAUCGGUGCCAAUGGAGACAUUGUCAAAGAACAUAACAAAGUUGGAGAAGCACUCAUACGUUCGCCAACGAUGUUCUUGUCAUACCUUCCAAAAGGCAAAGCAAACCGAGACAGCUUUGACUCUGAUGGAUUCUACCGAACCGGUGAUCUCGUCCUCAUUCGAGACGACAACAAAGUCGUCCAUGCCGGACGAUGCAAAGAGAUCCUAAAGGUCAACGGUUGGCAAGUCUCGCCAACGGAGGUCGAAAGCGUUCUUGAGUCCCAUCCGCUGAUUGCCGAUGCUGCUGUCUAUGGCGUCAGUUGUGAGGAUCCCAAUGGCACCUACCAGACCAUACUCUGCGCCUAUGUUGUCCAGGGCUUCCCAGAGGGACGGUUCACACAAGCUGCGAUGAAUUUGUCUGAAGACGACAUCAAGGCAUUCGUCGCUUCGAAGCUCAUCUCAUACAAACAUCUCAAGGAAGUCAAGUUCGUCAAGGCAAUUCCUCGCGCGCUCACAGGCAAGAUUCUGCGAACUCGGCUUGGUAUAGUGGAGGAAGCUGAGUGAAAAGACCUUGCUUUGCAGGA
Messenger RNA from Exophiala viscosa, 1709 nucleotides. RefSeq names its product 4-coumarate-CoA ligase. The transcript is spliced from 4 exons. Gene Ontology annotation, biological process: secondary metabolic process. Gene Ontology annotation, molecular function: CoA-ligase activity. NCBI's taxonomy places the organism in Eukaryota, Fungi, Ascomycota, Eurotiomycetes, Chaetothyriales, Herpotrichiellaceae. The coding region runs from base 1 to 1689 and encodes 562 amino acids. The record is from RefSeq and is a predicted model, not a curated record.